Molecule: messenger RNA, 3527 nt
Organism: Prionailurus viverrinus (fishing cat)
Lineage: Eukaryota; Metazoa; Chordata; Mammalia; Carnivora; Felidae
Gene: SYNPO2L
Product: synaptopodin 2 like
Exons: 4
Coding region: 1-2922 (973 amino acids)
Biological process (GO): positive regulation of actin filament bundle assembly
Cellular component (GO): actin cytoskeleton; nucleus; Z disc
Molecular function (GO): actin binding
Source: RefSeq, a predicted model, not a curated record
AUGGGUGCUGAGGAGGAGGUGCUGGUCACAUUGUCAGGGGGAGCCCCCUGGGGCUUCCGACUUCAGGGGGGGGCCGAGCAGAGGAAACCUUUACAGGUGUCCAAGAUCCGAAGACGGAGCCAGGCUGGCAGAGCGGGACUCCGAGAGAGGGACCAGCUUUUGGCCAUCAAUGGGGUCUCCUGUACCAGCCUCUCUCAUGCCAGUGCCAUGAGCCUCAUUGAUGCCUCAGGGAAUCAGCUUGUCCUCACUGUGCGGCGGGUAGAGGAUGAGGGGCCUGUGCGGUCUCCAUCCCCUGGUGAGCUUCAAGUGUUGUCACCCUUAUCUCCACUGAGUCCUGAGCCUCCUGGCGCUCCAGUUCCCCAGCCUCUUCAACCUGGGAGCCUCCUCUCACCCCCUGACAGUGAGGCUUACUACGGAGAGACAGACAGUGAUGCUGAUGGACCUGCCACCCAGGAGAAACCCCGCCGACCCCGCCGCAGAGGCCCCACAAGGCCCUCCCCUCCAGGAGCCCUACCUGAUGAGGUCUACCUAUCUGACAGCCCUGCAGAGCCAGCGCCUGCCGUAGCUGGCCCUCCCAGUCAUGGUGACAGCCGUGUGAGCUCCCCAUCUUGGGAGGAUGGGGCAGCCCUUCAGCCACCCCCAGCUGAGGCCCUGCUGUUGCCCCACGGCCCCCUCAGGCCUGGCCCUCAUCUUAUCCCUAUGGUGGGGCCUGUUCCCCACCCAGUGGCAGAAGACCUCACUACCACCUACACCCAGAAGGCCAAGCAAGCCAAACUGCAACGGGCAGAGAGCCUCCAAGAGAAGAGUGUGAAGGAGGCUAAGACCAAAUGCCGCACGAUCGCAUCCCUUCUAACUGCAGCCCCCAACCCCCACUCCAAGGGGGUGCUUAUGUUUAAGAAACGACGGCAGAGAGCCAAGAAGUACACCCUAGUGAGCUUCGGGGCUGCGGCUGGGACAGGUGCUGAGGAAGAAGACGGGGUUCCUCCAACCAGCGAGUCGGAGCUGGACGAAGAGGCCUUCUCCGACGCCCGCAGCCUCACCAACCAGUGCGACUGGGACAGCCCCUAUCUGGACAUGGAGCUGGCCAGGCCAGGCUCAGCUGCAGGAGAGGGCCAGGGCCAGGGGCUGGGAGGGCAGCUGAGUGAGGCCUCCGGCAGAGGGGUCCAGCUCUUUGAACAGCAGCGCCAGCGCACAGCCUCCAGCACCCAGGAGCUGGCACGGGAUGGUCCAGCAGCCGUGCUCAAUGGGCAGGGCCUGCAAUCACCACCUCGGGCCCAGAGUGCUCCUCCGGAAGCAGCUAUACUCGCAUCCAGUCCUUCCCCAGCCCCUGUAGUCAGCCCCACCCCUUUCUUCCCAGGCAGUGGAGCUCCAACCCCGGCUCCAAACAUCUUUAACCGGUCAGCUAGGCCCUUUACUCCAGGCUUACAAGGGCAGCGGCCAGGUACCACCUCGGUUAUUUUUCGACCCCUAGCCCCCAAGAGGGCGAAUGAAAGCCUGGGAGGUCUCAGCCCCGUCGCACCGCCCUUCCUGUCCUCUCAGGGGCCCACCCCUCUGCCCAGCCACGUGCCGGCCUCCGGUUCCCCCAGCACUCCACGCACCUCAGGCCCCGUGACAGCUACAAGUUCCCUGUACAUCCCAGCCCCCAACCGUCCCGUAACGCCAGGCGGAGCCUCGGAACCCCCCGCUCCCCCUAGUGCCGCUGCCAUGACCUCCACCGCUUCUAUCUUCCUAUCGGGACCUCUGAGACCAGCUGCGCGUCCAGAGGCUCCUGCCCCAGGCCCCGGGGCGCCUGAGCCACCCAGCGCUCGGGAGCAGCGCAUUUCCGUGCCAGCUGCCCGCACUGGCAUCCUCCAGGAGGCCCGGCGACGGGGGACCCGGAAGCAGAUGUUCCGGUCGGGAAACGAGGAGACGAAGAACUCGCCCAACCCCGAGCUCUUGUCGUUGGUGCAGAACCUGGAUGAAAAACCCCGAGCCGGGGGAGCGGAAUCUGGUCCAGAGGAAGAUGCUCUGAGCCUUGGAGCUGAAGCCUGCAAUUUCAUGCAGCCACCAGGGGGCAGGAGUUACAAGGCUCUGUCUCACGUGACGCCUAAAACCGCUCCUCCAAUGGCUCCCAAGACACCGCCCCCAAUGACUCCUAAGACUCCACCCCCAGUGGCUCCUAAGCCCCCUUCUCGUGGGUUCCUUGAUGGGCUAGUGAAUGGGUCAGCCCAUUCGGCUGGAAUCCCUGAACCAGCAAGGCUUCAGGGCAGGGGUGGGGAGCUGUUUGCCAAGCGGCAGAGCCGAGCAGACAGGUAUGUGGUAGAAGCUACACCUAGUCCUGGCUUUGGCCCUGGCCCUAGGCCCAGAAGCCCUUCCCCUACACCAUCACUGCCCUCUUCCUGGAAAUAUUCACCCAACAUCCGUGCCCCACCUCCUAUUGCUUACAACCCACUGCUAUCACCCUUUUUCCCCCAGGGUGCUCGAACUCUCCCUAAUAAGGCCCAAUCCCAGGGUCCUCGGGCAACCCCUAAGCAGGGUAUCAAGGCUCUGGAUUUCAUGCGGCACCAGCCCUACCAACUUAAAACUGCCAUGUUCUGUUUUGAUGAGGUUCCCCAGACUCCUGGCCCCACCUCUUCAGGGCCCCCCAAAACUGCCCGAGUCCAGGAGAUCCGCCGAUUUUCCACUCCAGCACCCCAGCCCACUGCAGAACUCCUGGCCCCCACUGUUCUUGCCCCACGAGCAGCCACUACAUUGGAUGAGCCCAUCUGGAGGUCAGAGCUGGCCUCAGCCCCUGUUCUUAGCCCAGGCCCUCCUCCAGAGUCUCCCAGGGGUCUUGGAACUUCCCCUAGCUCCUGUGGCUUCCAGGUAGCCAGGCCUCGGUUCUCAGCCACCAGAACUGGAUUGCAGGCUCAUGUGUGGAGGCCAGGGGCAGGCCACCACUGAGUGGGGUACAGCUCCCAGGACCAAGGAGAGGUGGAACAUCCUGUUCAUAAAGUUGCUUCUCCAACCUAUCCCAUGCCCUCUCUCAGGCAUCCGGAGGCUAAAUUCCCUCCUGCCAGAGAUAGUUUUGGAGUUGGUGUCCCAUCCUCCUGGCUCCCAACCUCCCUGCUACUUUCCAGCCUACUAUCUCUGCUUUGUUAUCUGUGCUUCCCUUUGUCUCUGUAGCUCCUUUUGUGGGUCUUUGUCUUUAUCUCAGUCUCUCGACCCACACUCCUCCACUGGUCUCUCUUUCUCUACAUUUGUGCUUUUCUCUGUGAGCCUCAUUUUAACAUUCAAUGAGAAGCACACAGAGAAGUUACCAGUGAGACCUUAAGCAAGCUUACCAUCAGGCAGGCUUCAAAAGGACUAAAUUGAUCCCUGCACUAAAUCACUCUCUACUCCUCCCUCUCAUUUUCCAAGCUUGGCUGGCAUAUAUCUAGGCAUGUAUGUGUACAUUUGUGUAUGUGCAAAUGUGUGUGAGCACAGAUGUGUUCUUAUGUCUGAGGCAAGAGUAAGAGGAGAGGUCUAAAUAAAGACCAAAUCUGGGUCUUCCCCCUGUAUUGAUGAAA